Lactuca saligna is the source of this 1267-nucleotide messenger RNA. The record is from the annotation of a GenBank genome assembly. Lineage: Eukaryota; Viridiplantae; Streptophyta; Magnoliopsida; Asterales; Asteraceae.
AGAGUGUGAGCCCAAAUCGCAGAAAAUGUUAAAAUUUCCCCCCUUUAAAACCAUCGAUAAUUCACUCCCUUUGCAUUGGUCUUCCUCCUUUCAAUUCGCUUCAAAAUCUCUUCCAUUAACUGCUCAAAUCUCCACCUUCGUCAGUCUUACUCUCCGCCGGCGUUCUUUCACCACCAUAACCGCCGCCAUGGGUGACGAUUCCGGCAUGGACGCUGUCCAGAGACGUCUAAUGUUUGAUGAUGAAUGCAUUUUGGUUGAUGAAAAUGACAAUGUUCUUGGGCAUGAUACCAAAUACAAUUGUCACUUAAUGGAGAAGAUUGAGAAUGAUAAUUUGCUUCACAGAGCAUUCAGUGUAUUUUUAUUCAAUUCAAAAUACGAAUUACUUCUUCAGCAAAGGUCAGAAACCAAGGUGACAUUUCCUUUGGUAUGGACAAACACGUGUUGCAGCCAUCCACUAUACAGAGAAUCGGAGUUAAUUCCUGAAAAUGCCCUUGGGGUUAGAAAUGCUGCACAGAGGAAGCUUCUAGAUGAACUCGGUAUCCCUGCUGAAGAUGUUCCAGUUGAUGAGUUCACAACUUUAGGUCGGAUGUUGUACAAGGCUCCAUCUGAUGGAAAAUGGGGUGAACAUGAAGUUGAUUACCUACUCUUCCUCGUGCGCGACGUUGCCGUGAACCCAAACCCUGAUGAGGUGGCGGACAUUAGAUACGUGAACCAAGAAGAGUUAAAAGAGUUACUAAGGAAGGCGGAUGCGGGCGAGGAGGGUUUGAAAUUGUCCCCAUGGUUUAGGCUAGUGGUGGACAACUUCUUGUUCAAAUGGUGGGAUCAUGUCCAAAAGGGGACACUCAAUGAAGCAAUUGACAUGAAAACCAUUCAUAAGUUGAUAUAAAAAAAUAUAUUUAAUCUCGGAUGGUUGAUAUUUAUGGUGGUUCGAGCUAAUAAUUUGUGUGUUCAAGUCUUGUUCCUUUUUUUUUUAACGUUUUUUUUUCCUUUAUUGGGAGUGUUUAUUGUGUACUUGUAACGUAGGCCCUUUGGUUGUCGCUUUAAGAGUUCAAUAAAGAACCACCGUUAAUUUAAAACUUUGGAUUUACUGUUAUUUGUUACCUUUGACUGGUAUCAUACUAGGAUUGAAUGCUUUUUUGAUGUAAUAGAUCAUACAUGUCAAUGUUUGACAUGUAUUUAAUUAAGACUGAUAAGGAUGUAAAUUGGAUAGUAGCAAAUUUUUGCACAACUUAAAAACUGAAAAGAUGGGACUAGGAGUAAUAACGAG